Molecule: messenger RNA, 754 nt
Organism: Manihot esculenta (cassava)
Lineage: Eukaryota; Viridiplantae; Streptophyta; Magnoliopsida; Malpighiales; Euphorbiaceae
Product: serotonin N-acetyltransferase 2, chloroplastic
Exons: 1
Coding region: 53-607 (184 amino acids)
Cellular component (GO): cytoplasm
Molecular function (GO): N-acetyltransferase activity
Source: RefSeq, a predicted model, not a curated record
CUGCCAUUAACGUCCGCCUUGAGACGGAGAAAGCAAAAGAAAGAACCAGACAAUGCUUCUACGUGGCAUAAUCUCUAAUCCUCUUCCCUCUCUCCAUCUCAAAACCCCUCUUCGUCUCCGCAACUUCACCGCCACCAUCACUAACAAAUACUCCAUCUCCGAUGAGGACCUUGAGUCUCGAGGCUUCCUCCUCCGUCGCACCUUCUCCGACCUUAAUCUCAACCACCUCAACUCCAUCUUCGUGGCAGUCGGGUUUCCCAAGCGUGAUCCAGAGAAGAUCAAAGUGGCAUUGGAGAACACGAACUCGCUUCUCUGGGUGGAGCACAAGAAAAGCCAGAAACCAGUGGCAUUUGCUAGAGCCACAGGGGACAAUGUGUUCAAUGCCAUCAUCUGGGAUGUAGUGGUGGACCCUUCGUAUCAGGGGAUUGGAUUAGGGAAGGCUGUGAUGGAGAGACUUGUAGAGGAGCUGUUAGAGAAAGGGAUUGUCAACAUUGCUUUGUAUUCGGAGCCUCGGGUUCUGGGCUUUUACAGACCCUUGGGUUUCGUGGCGGAUCCGGAUGGAAUCCGAGGGAUGGUCUACUCCAGAAAACAGAGAAAAAAGAAGUAAAAUUUGAUUACUUUCAAGUUUUUUUUUUCUUGAUUAUUAUGUUAUUUAGUGAUGUAGAUUUCGAACACUGCUUUACAAUGGACAUUGGUUUAAUUUAAAGCAUUACCCAUCUCUUUAUCUGAAUAAAUAUCACAUUUCUACUUAGAA